UGUGCAUGAUGCACGUGUGCUGCGAAGAUCCUCAAUGUACAAACAGGCCCUGUAUCCACCAGCAGGCUUUUUCCUCUUGGGAGAUGGAGGAUACCCAUGCCUUCAGCAUCCCGUGGCAAUAAUGACCCCAUAUCGCCAGCCUGUGUCCACUCAAGUUGAAGAAAGGUUCAAUCGGCACCACGCGAAGGCCAGGAACAUCACAGAGCGAACCUUUGGAAUCCUCAAAACACGCUGGCGCUCCAUCUUCCUGCGAGCCCUUGAGAUUCAGCCUCUGUUUGCUCCAAAGGUUGUGGGGGCCUGCUGCAUCCUCCACAAUAUCUGUGUGGCAACAAAUGACGUCCACCAAGAAGAAGGGGAGGAGGAGGCACAACCAGGAGUAGAAGCUGAAACAGAAGGCACAGAAGCUUUCAGGAGCUUGUAUCUGAGCCAGGCUUGCUGUACAAAUGUCUGCUUCUGA
Molecule: messenger RNA, 457 nt
Organism: Oreochromis aureus
Lineage: Eukaryota; Metazoa; Chordata; Actinopteri; Cichliformes; Cichlidae
Product: protein ALP1-like
Exons: 2
Coding region: 35-457 (140 amino acids)
Source: RefSeq, a predicted model, not a curated record